Cucurbita pepo subsp. pepo (vegetable marrow) is the source of this 1136-nucleotide messenger RNA. Its product is annotated as putative WRKY transcription factor 57. Gene Ontology annotation, molecular function: DNA-binding transcription factor activity; sequence-specific DNA binding. NCBI's taxonomy places the organism in Eukaryota, Viridiplantae, Streptophyta, Magnoliopsida, Cucurbitales, Cucurbitaceae. The record is from RefSeq and is a predicted model, not a curated record. Gene Ontology annotation, biological process: regulation of DNA-templated transcription.
UGACGCGACAUAGCUUUCUAAAAAACCUUUCAAAAAGUUCAGAAACUACGCGUCCUUUCCAUUUCUCAACGUAACUUUCUCGCCAUUUCCUUCUUCUCUGCAAACCCUAAUUUCUUCCUCUUUCUCUCUCUCUCCUCCGAUUUUCACUCUCCGACUCUGUGAUUUUCCUCUGAUUUCACCUCCUUCCGCUUCGAUUAUGGACCGCGAUCCUCCGCCGAACUUCUCCACCGCCGAUUCCUCCACUAAUUGGACCAGCUCUUCACUCGCCUCUGCCUCCGUCGACGCUGAUUACCUUCUCUCCGGCGAUAGAGAAACCACUAUCCUCACUGAAUUCGGAUGGAAUUUCGACUCCGAUGAAGUUCAGCCUUCUCGAUUUCUCGACUCCGACCAGAUCGCCACCGAUGACAACGCCGAUUUUGCCGGAACCUCCACCGGUAGUCUACAGAGCCCUGACGUUCCUGUUCCGCUUGCCUCCAAUCCUUCAUUGUCUUCGAGCUCGAGCGGAGAGCCGCCAGAGAAACAGCCUGAGAUUCCGCGGAAUAAGGUAAAAAAGAAGGGGCAAAAGCGAAUCCGGCAGCCACGAUUUGCAUUCAUGACCAAAAGCGAAGUGGAUCAUCUUGAAGAUGGCUACCGUUGGAGGAAAUAUGGUCAAAAGGCUGUCAAAAAUAGUCCAUUUCCCAGGAGUUAUUAUAGGUGCACCAACAGCAAAUGCACCGUGAAGAAAAGGGUAGAACGCUCGUCUGAUGAUCCAACGGUUGUGAUUACAACUUACGAAGGUCAACACUGUCAUCACACCGUUGGAUUCCCUCGUGGAGGAGGACUCAACAUGGCUCAUGAACCUGCUUUUGGGACUCAAUUUUCCCCUCAUAUGGCUCAGUUCUUUUACCCUGAACCUCACCCACCGCCCACAGUUACCCCUCCAAAUGCUCCCAAUUUGCCAUCAGUGGCACCGUCCCAAGAACAGCCUCCAAAUUCUUCACCCCAAGUGGCUUCGGAUGAGGGCUUACUAGGCGACGUUGUGGCGCCAGGCAUGCGUAGAAGAUGACCCACUAGCAGCCCAAUUUGUGGUAUGAAAUCCCUGCACUAACCUCAUCUCUAUAUAAUAUUUAACUUUUUUUUUUUUUUUUUUUUUUUUU